Molecule: messenger RNA, 812 nt
Organism: Scleropages formosus (Asian bonytongue)
Lineage: Eukaryota; Metazoa; Chordata; Actinopteri; Osteoglossiformes; Osteoglossidae
Product: peroxiredoxin-like
Exons: 6
Coding region: 114-710 (198 amino acids)
Biological process (GO): cellular response to stress; leukocyte activation; removal of superoxide radicals
Cellular component (GO): cytosol
Molecular function (GO): thioredoxin peroxidase activity
Source: RefSeq, a predicted model, not a curated record
GAUCACGUGGCGCGGGCAGAAAAUCGCAGAAGUUCUCUGUGUUGGCGGAGCUGCGUACCGUUUGUCCAAGUCCGCAACCUGACUUCGAGAGUUUUUGCAGCAGCAGUAGGAGGAUGUCUGCGGGCAACGCCAAGAUCGGACAGCCGGCCCCGCAGUUCAAGGCCACGGCCGUGGUGGAAGGGCGCUUCCGAGAGCUCCAGCUGGCUGACUACAGAGGGAAGUACGUCGUGCUGUUCUUCUACCCCCUGGACUUCACCUUCGUGUGCCCCACCGAGAUCGUGGCUUUCAGCGACCGGGCGGAGGAGUUCCGCAGCGUCGGCUGCGAGGUCCUCGCCGCCUCCACCGACUCGCACUUCAGCCACCUGGCCUGGAUCAACACAGAGAGGAAACAGGGAGGUCUGGGCACCAUGAACAUUCCACUGAUCGCUGACCUGACCAAGUCCAUCAGCCAGGACUAUGGGGUGCUGAAGGAGGAUGAGGGAAUUGCCUACCGGGGCCUGUUUGUAAUUGAUGACAAGGGCAUACUGAGGCAGAUCACCAUCAACGACCUCCCAGUUGGGCGUUCCGUGGAUGAGACGCUGCGAUUGGUGCAGGCCUUCCAGCACACUGACAAAUUUGGUGAAGUAUGUCCUGCAGGCUGGAAGCCAGGGAGUGACACAAUCAUUCCUGAUGUGCAGAAGAGCAAGGAAUUCUUUGCCAAACAGGACUGAAGAACCACAGCUCUGAGCCUGAGCACUGUGUCUGGAAAAACUACUUUAACACUUGCUGUUACAAUGUUAUUUUGUAUGCUGGCAGUAAAAACUGUGAGCCAC